AUGGCGGAAUUGUAUGAUCAAUCGCGGAAUGACGCUUUACAACGUCUCAACCAAACACUACUCCAGAUCGACCCAUAUAUCCUACCUCCAUAUCCCAACCUCUCUAUCGUCGCCGGGCCAUUGGAUCCGCCACUACUCCAGUUGACCCUGUCACAACUACUUCGGAAACAAGUCGAUUGCUAUCCGGAGAAUGAAGCUGUUGUCAUUCCCUGGACUGGCGCGCGGUGGACAUACCAGCAGCUAUGGGACGAGUCGAGCUUGCUAGCAAGAGCGUUGCUGAAAGAGGGUGUAAGACCAAGAGAUAGGAUAGGAAUCAUGAGCGGUAAUUGCGAAAAGUAUAUUGCACUUUUCUUUGCAUGCGCAAGGGUAGGGGGCAUUUGUGUUACGCUUAACAACACGUAUACGGCGACAGAGAUGGAGUACGCGCUAAAACAUACAAAAUGUAGAGUACUCUUCACAACACCCACGAUCGCGCGCUUCGACAACGGACCAUUACUGCACAAGCUCAGCCAACCCGAUGUCGCGUCCACACUACCAGACCUCAAGACUGUAUGUCUGAUCCGCGGCCAACACGACAGCUUCAUCAGCUACUCCUCCCUCAUCGAAGAAGCCCAAUAUAUCCCCGAGCACAUCUUAGACAUCUUCGACGGCAUAAUAAGUCCCUACGAUGUCGCAAACCUCCAAUUCACAAGUGGCAGCACCGGAAACCCAAAAGCUGCCAUGUUGACACACCACAAUUUGAUCAACAACUCGCGCUUCAUAGGCGAUCGCAUGGAUCUCACACCCAACGACACCCUUUGCUGCCCGCCGCCCCUCUUCCAUUGCUUCGGUCUAACACUCGGUCUCCUCGCUUGCCUCACACACGGUGCCAAGAUUGUCUUCCCAGCCGAAUCCUUCGAUCCCGUUGCUUGCAUGCGGGCGAUCGAUGCAGAACGCUGCACAGCCCUACAUGGUGUACCCGCCAUGAUGGAGUCUAUAAUGGAUGUCCCACGGCCGGAGGGAUGGACAAGUGAUCUCAGAACGGGCAUUGUGGCGGGCAGUCCAGUGCCAAAAUGGCUCAUGGAGCGCAUGGUCAAUGAGCUCAACAUGUCGGACUUUACAUCUUCGUAUGGGCUCACGGAAGCGAGCCCUACAGUGUUCAACGCGCAUACAAACGACUCGCUGCAUGCGCGGUUGACUACUGUUGGAACAGUAUUGCCUCAUGCGCGGGUAAAAAUAGUAGACCAUCAGGAUCGCAUCGUACCGAUCGGUGUUAGGGGCGAGCUCUGCGUCGCGGGAUACCAAGUCUGUCGUGGAUACUGGGAAAAUGCUGAGAAGACGGCGGAACUUAUCGUGCGCGAUGAGUAUGGCGAGCCGUGGCUACACACUGGUGACGAGGCAGUCUUGGACGUAGAUGGAUACUGUACCAUCACCGGAAGGUUCAAGGAUAUCAUCAUCCGAGGAGGCGAAAACAUCUACCCCCUAGAAAUCGAAGAACGUCUCGUCGCACACCCAUCCAUCACCCGCGCCAUCGUCGUCGGCGUCUCACAUCCCCGUUACGUCGAGGUACCUGCUGCCUUCCUCUCACACGAGCUGAAUACAGACAAGCCAGAUUUAGCAGAAGUGCAGGCAUGGGUACGGAAAGUACUCGGCAGACACAAAGCUCCUGUACACAUCUUCUGGCUAGGAGAGGACUGUGACGCUGAAGUGCCGUUGACAGGUAGUGGUAAGAUCAAAAAGUUUGUGUUAAGAGACGUUGCAGAGAGUUUGUUGAAAGGGCGAUGA
Molecule: messenger RNA, 1764 nt
Organism: Alternaria arborescens
Lineage: Eukaryota; Fungi; Ascomycota; Dothideomycetes; Pleosporales; Pleosporaceae
Product: putative acyl-CoA synthetase
Exons: 4
Coding region: 1-1764 (587 amino acids)
Biological process (GO): fatty acid metabolic process
Molecular function (GO): medium-chain fatty acid-CoA ligase activity
Source: RefSeq, a predicted model, not a curated record